This is a messenger RNA of Oncorhynchus nerka (sockeye salmon), 2139 nucleotides long. Its product is annotated as serine/threonine-protein kinase PAK 3. The record is from RefSeq and is a predicted model, not a curated record. Gene Ontology annotation, cellular component: cytoplasm. Gene Ontology annotation, molecular function: protein serine/threonine kinase activity; ATP binding. Gene Ontology annotation, biological process: regulation of MAPK cascade; regulation of actin cytoskeleton organization; regulation of axonogenesis. NCBI's taxonomy places the organism in Eukaryota, Metazoa, Chordata, Actinopteri, Salmoniformes, Salmonidae. The transcript is spliced from 17 exons. The coding region runs from base 233 to 2038 and encodes 601 amino acids.
AUGACAUCAUGAGCUAGGGAACAGUGAGCAGCCAGUGAAGCGUCCAGCCUGCCGAACAAGGCUGAGUUUAGGGUCAGGAACCGGUCUGACAAGAGAAUGGCAAUCCUGCCUGUAAACUGUCAAUAGGACUUAACAGUUAAGGAUGAACCUACCAGAACACUGGAUCCAAAGGCGACACACCGAACAAGAGAAUGUCAAGACAUAUUUCAGGAUACUGUGAGUGUUACUAAAGAUGUCCGAUAGUGUCGAUAUUGAAGAGAAACCGCCAGCCCCUCCCUUGAGAAUGAACAGUAGUUCCCGAGACUCUUCGUCAGUGAAUCACGGCUCCAAACCUCUCCCAAUGGCUCCCGAAGAGAAGAACAAGAAGGUUCGCCUGCGCUCCAUCUUCCCUGGAGGAGACAAGAGUGGACUCCAAUCAAGUUGUAGAAACAUCUCAAGGAUGAUCAAUGGAAACAGGAUGCACCUGAGCUCAAUUUCGAGUCUCAUGGCAAUGGCGAACAAGAAGAAGGAGAAGGAGCGUCCUGAGAUCUCCCUGCCCUCAGACUUUGAGCACACCAUCCAUGUUGGUUUUGAUGCUGUUACAGGGGAGUUCACUGGCAUCCCAGAGCAGUGGGCACGCCUCCUUCAGACCUCCAACAUCACCAAGCUGGAGCAGAAGAAGAACCCUCAGGCCGUGCUGGACGUGCUCAAGUUCUACGACUCCAAAGAGACGGUCAACAACCAGAAAUACAUGAGUUUCACCUCCGGAGACAAAUCCGCACAUGGAUACAUAGCAGUCAACACUCUGAACCGACUGCUGUCGUCUGGGCCUCCUGUCAGCCAUAGAACCUGCAGCGCAUUAUUUGACAAGGGUGCAAAGACAUCCACAGAGCCCCCGAUAGCGCCCCCUGUGUCAGAGGAGGAGGAGGAGGAGGAGGAAGAAGAGGAGGAGGAUGACGAUGAUGACAAUGAGCUUCCGCCCGUCAUCGCACCUCGACCUGAGCACACUAAAUCUAUAUACACCCGCUCUGUCAUCGAGCCCUUGGCGCCUCCCGCCCCUGUGAAGGAGGUCACAACCCCGCCGGAGUCCCAGGUCUUGCCAGAGAACACAUCCAGCACUCUGUACCGCAACACCGACCGGCAGAAGAAGAAGUCCAAGAUGACAGACGAGGAGAUUCUGGAGCGACUGAGGAGCAUUGUGAGUGUGGGGGACCCCAAAAAGAAGUACACACGCUUUGAGAAAAUAGGACAAGGGGCAUCUGGCACUGUAUACACAGCCAUUGACAUUGCUACUGGCCAGGAGGUGGCCAUCAAGCAGAUGAACCUCCAGCAGCAGCCCAAGAAGGAGCUCAUCAUCAAUGAGAUCCUGGUGAUGAGGGAAAACAAAAACCCCAACAUAGUCAACUACCUGGACAGUUACCUGGUAGGGGAUGAGCUGUGGGUAGUGAUGGAGUACCUGGCUGGAGGCUCACUGACUGAUGUCGUGACUGAGACCUGCAUGGACGAGGGCCAGAUCGCUGCAGUCUGCAGAGAGUGUCUGCAGGCUCUGGACUUUCUGCACUCCAACCAGGUGAUCCACAGAGACAUCAAGAGUGACAACAUCCUGCUGGGCAUGGACGGCUCGGUCAAGCUCACCGACUUCGGGUUCUGUGCCCAGAUCACCCCAGAGCAGAACAAGCGCAGCACCAUGGUGGGCACGCCCUACUGGAUGGCACCCGAGGUGGUGACCCGCAAGGCCUACGGGCCCAAGGUGGACAUCUGGUCCCUGGGUAUCAUGGCCAUAGAGAUGGUGGAGGGUGAACCUCCCUACCUGAAUGAGAACCCUCUCAGAGCGCUGUACCUUAUCGCCACCAACGGGACUCCAGAGCUCCAGAACCCUGAGCGAUUGACCUCCGUGUUCAGAGACUUCCUCAACCGUUGCCUGGAGAUGGACGUGGACCGCAGAGGCUCAGCCAAGGAGCUCCUCCAGCAUUCGUUCCUGAAGUUAGCCAAGCCCCUGUCCAGCCUGAGCCCCCUGAUUGUUGCAGCCAAGGAAGCCAUCAAGAACAGCAGCCGCUAGGAGGCACUGUGUGUCCACACACAGAGCUGGACCCUGCUCCAUGGGGUUGUGAGACAGGCAGCACAGGGAUAAACAGUAACCAACCCCCCUGCUGCCUCAUA